CAUCUGCUGUACCUGUGCCGCUAUGAGGACUCACCGUAGACUGGAGACACCUUGAAGGUGCACUGCAUUCACGAGCACAGCUGGAAAUACAGACUGACUCUAAAAGACCCUCUAUUCAAACUGAAGCUUCUGUUUCUCGUUUUACAACACAUAAUCAUCAUGAGCAGAAAAACACGACGCUGGAUGUUUCACAUUUUUCUUUGUCUCGGAAUAAUCUACUUGAAAAUGGGGGGUUUCUCCACCGUGUUGGCGCUGGGAGCGAGCAUCAUAUGCAACAAGAUCCCCGGACUGGCGCCCCGGCAGCGGAUCAUCUGCCAGAGCCGGCCGGACGCGAUCAUCGUGAUCGGAGAGGGCGCGCAGAUGGGCAUCAACGAGUGCCAGUUUCAGUUCAAGCACGGCCGCUGGAACUGCUCCGCGCUCGGAGAGAGGACCGUCUUCGGAAAAGAGUUGAAAGUGGGCAGUAAAGAGGCUGCUUUCAUGUACGCCAUCAUCGCAGCAGGAGUGGCUCACGCCAUCACAUCGGCCUGUACGCGUGGGAACCUCAGCGAAUGCAGCUGCGACAAAGACAAACAGGGCUUCUACGCUCACGACAAUGGCUGGAAAUGGGGAGGCUGCUCGGCAGACGUCCACUACGGCCUGGGCUUCUCCAAAGUUUUUAUGGAUGCUAAAGAGAUAAAACACAGCGCCAGGACGCUUAUGAACCUGCAUAACAAUGAAGUAGGACGGAAGGUGCUGGAGAGGAACAUGCGUCUGGAGUGUAAAUGUCACGGCGUUUCUGGCUCCUGUGCCACCAGAACCUGCUGGACGACCCUGCCCAAGUUUCGGGAGCUGGGAUACAUCCUCAAAGACAAAUACACCAGCGCUAUUCACGUGGAGCCAGUGAAAGCCACACGCCACAAACGGCCGACCUUUCUCAAGAUCAAAAAACCAUACUCGUACCGCAAGCCCAUGGACACAGACCUGGUGUACAUCGAGAAAUCCCCCAACUACUGCGAAGCGGACCCACGCUCCGGCAGCAUCGGAACUCAGGGGCGUGUUUGCAAUAAGACACUGAUGCACCAUCCCAACGGCUGUGACCUGAUGUGCUGCGGCCGCGGGUACAACACGCACCAGUAUUCACGCGUGUGGCAAUGCAACUGCAAGUUCUUCUGGUGCUGCUACGUCAAAUGCAACACGUGCAGCGAGAGGACAGAGGUGUACACCUGUAAAUAAGCAGCCACCUGUUGGACCUCGUUUAAGCAAAGAUCACCUUUAAAAGACAACCAAGUCUGGUGGCAUUUGCUUUUUUGCACAAGACCUUACUCUAAACGUGCUUUCUUCACUUUAAUGGACGAGCAUCAAAGCUUCACUCUGUAGAAAGAGUUGAUUGUGACGAGGAAGAUGUACUUCAGAAACGUCCUUGCUGAAUCUGGUCUUGUGUCUGCAGGAUCCUGAACCUGUCUGGAUUACCUGCUCUACUCUACUGAUAACAACUACCUGCACCUUGAUUUACCAGUGGACUCUUGAGGCCUGAAACUCAUUGUGAUGAAAAUUAGGGACGCAAUAGAGAUUUUAACAAUUACUCCAACAGAGCACAACAGCGCAGUUUCUGAAGUAAACCCUAUUCAUCUUCUCUGCUGAGUACCUUUGCACACUGAAGUCAGAGAUUUUCAUAUGUGUUUUUUUGUAUUUAUUCAGAGAUUGGCAGUAUGUCAAAGGUAUGGACAGACACACACACACACACAACUAAAUUUUGUUUUGUUAACAAAGUUCAGGAGGAGCAUGUUCAGAUAAUUAAACUGACCAACCACAAGACGAGCACAAUUAAUAAUCAACCAACUCACAGCUGUAAAUGUAGAGCUGACUUACCUCAGUUGUCUGACAGUCAAUAUUUCGAGCUCGGAGCCCAGCAAUAUUCCGAGCUCUUUGACAACAUGCCAAACACACUGAUUCUUUAAGCUGUUUAUUAUAUGUAGGUGAGAACUUUGUGAACUGCAGCAUGGGCAGGGUUAUUUCUAGAAUCUAGAUGAUUACUAUCAUCACUGGUGCCCAUGCACCUGGUGGUGCCCUAGUUGGCCUAGAAACGGUACUGGGCAUGGCAAAGGUAUCAGCAGCAGACAGUAGGCUACAGCAGUGGUUCUCAACUACAAUCUGUCUUUAUAUAUUCAGUCGCUUUGAAUUCUGCCCUUGGGCAUAACGUGCUCUAUGCUAUGAUGUGGCUCUUGAUUUUGGCUUUCACUUGUACCAUGGCUCUGAACUGUCAAAACACCUCUGAAAACACUUGAUAUGGAUGCAAAAAUCGAAAUCAAAUCAAAUUUUGAUAGACAGAAGUUGACACAAUGUGAGGUUGUGUUUAUUUUUUUGAUUGUGUGCAAUGAACUUUACCUUUUAGUCAUUCAGCAGAUGCUUUUAUCUGUAGUGACUCACAUCAAGCAAAUCAUCAUAAAGACACAGUACUCAAAUCAAGCGCUACUAAUAUAAAGUGAAUCAAUUAGUUUGAAAUGUAUAAGCUAUGCUGCAUCCCAAUUCGCCUACCUAUACUACAUUCUGAAAAAUUUCUUCCGUGUUUAACAGAAGAGUAUGCAAGUUUUGGGACAUACUACUUUCUCGCUAUUGGACCGUUUUGUUAAACAUAGGCUCAUUCUGAAAACGUAGCUCUAUAUACAUUAAUGGAGAUUGCGAAUUAUGUAGCCAGAAGUACGUACUGUAUGGCUGCAUUUCUUUUAUAAAUCGAACGAUACGGGGCGGUAUGAUGCUGUUCCUUUUCGCGCUUACCAGCUGGCCUCAAUAUGGAUGGCUUUCCCGCUGUUACCAGUUUGUCUAGUUAGUUCGCCAUGUGCAUUGGCGGACUUGAGAUGCAAAGAGGAGUUGACCACGACAACGGGGUUCGAGUCCGGUGAACAGUUCCAAAAAGCGUGUAAGACAAAAACAGAAGGCAAAAAAUUAAAUAAACAAGUAAAUAACAGGGUGAGAAUGUGGUGAAAGCUGAAAAUGUGGUAAAAAUCAGGCCAGGACUUUUCUUUUUCUGGAUUGCUUUUUAAAACUGUCAGUUGGGUUUAGGGAAGAGGGUGGGCGGGUCAAUCAGUACUUUUAAAAACACUAUUGGUUGGGUUUAGGCAAGAAAGAGGGAGGGUCAAUUGAUCAGUCAGUCAGUCAGUCAAACAGUUAGUUGACAGCAGCCUCUGAUGGAUUUACGAGAGAAGAACCGGUGCGAAUGGCACUCGCAAGAGAAAUUUGAGAUUAUAAAAAAAGUGUGCACAGCGGCCUCAGGUGGAUUUGCGAAAACAAAACCUGCAAAAAAAAAGUACCUUCUGGGACAUAUUUGGCGCUCUCCAGAAAUGUAUAUAGAGGUACAUUUUCAGAAUGAGCCUGUGUUGGUUGUGUUGCUUAGUGGACACAGCACUAGAGUAGGAGAGGAGUAAGAAAAGUAUGUUAUUUUAAGUUAGUUGCUUAUGGAAAAGAUAUGUUUUUGAUUUGUGGAGAGUGUUCCACCAUCGAGGAACAAUAAACAAAGGGUGUUAUCUUUACUGAUAAUGUAAAACCCUAUCUAGACAGACCCACACCGAGCUUUGCUGCCAGGAUCUUACAAUGAACCUUCAGCAACAAUGGAGCAUUUCCAUUCCAAAGCUCCUUUAUUGUGGAAGAAGGUUCUUUAUAUUAUUGAAAUUCUCCAAAAGUUAAAUAUUCUCCUGAGAACAGUUCACUGUGAGUUUAUUUGAGGCAUCACAGCAAAAAAAAAAAAACCUUUAGGAACCGUAGGAAAUGUUUUCAAAUGAUCCUGCAAUACAGUUAAAGAGCUUAUUGCCGCUCUCUGGGGAAUGAUGAAGCAGCUCCACACUCUCAAAUUACUAUAAUGUCGCACAAAGAAAUCUGAUACAUGGAAAUACAUGCAAAUUGACAUACAAGUUCAUAUUUGGGUUUAACAUAUGAAAAAUAUAUAUUGGGCGGCACGGAGGCUCAGUGGUUACCACUGUCGCCUCACAGCAAGAAGCUCGCUAGUUCGAAUCCCGGCUGAGCCAGUGGGCGUUUCUGUCUGGAGUUUGCAUGUUCUCCCUGUGUUGGUGUGGGUUUCCUCCGGGUGCUCCGGUUUCCCCCGCUAUCCAAUCACAUGCGCUAAAGGUAAAUAGAAUAAACUAAAUUGGCCUUAGUCUAUGAGUGUGUAUAGUAGGGUUGGGCGAUGUCGACCAAUUUGGCAUUGCACGAUGUCUAAUAUGAAACACGUCGUCGUAUGGUAUGGUAUGGUAUGGUAUCGUCGUCGUAGGCGGCAGUGAAUUAAUUGUUUAUGAAUAAUUAAUUGAUAACGAAUUAAUUAUUUGUAGCCCACCGUUUCAACUACUCGACCCGCAUGGUCUUAAUUUUACUCAUAACCAAAUCAUAAAUAAAUAAAGAGAAGUUACACACAAAUUAACACCUGUCAAUCUUUUUCCGCGGCACUCUUGCAUGAAUAGGCAGAGUGAUCUGUGUCGUUAUAAUGGCGACGACAAACUUGGUUGAUAAAAAAAGAUGCACAACCAACAAGAACCAACCAACAGUAUCUGAGCUUUUCGCUAAAAUAACUAAGUACAAGCGUGAAAGGGAAAGAUUGAAGCAAUGUACUGACCCGCUGACUGCCUGGACCCGCUGUCUCAAGUGCAUGACAGUGUGUGUGUAUGUGUGUGUGUGUGUGGUCACGUGAUGUGCGUUUUCAGUGGUAUAGUGUGGAAGGAAGCCUGUUCAGAAACGCUAGAUGAAACACCAGUGUGGAUGUGGAUCGUUUUCAUUCUAAAAUGCCAUUUUAAAACUAAGACGUAUUAGUGUAAACAGGGCCUGAGUGUGUGUUUUUCGUGAGCGGAUUUGCGCCGGGGCCGGGGCGGAGGAUCGUGAUGCCGGCUCAGCAUCGUGGUGUCUAUCGGCCAACGUCUAUCGGCCCAACCCUAGUGUUUCCUAAUACGUGGUUGCGUUUACAAAGGCAUCCGCUGCGUAAAACAUAUGCUGGAAUAGUUGACAGUACAUUCCACUGUGGUGACCUCUGAAAUAGAGUCUAAGCUGAAGAAAAAUGAAUGAAUGAAAAUAUAAAUCAUAUAUGUAACUUAUAUUUAGAAAUAUUGCAAAAUGGCUGCUGACAUAUCAUUGAAAUGCAAUUAAAUAUGUCCACACAUGUUCAUAAAUGGCCAUAUGAACACAUACAUAACAUUAUAGCUAAUUAUUUGAACAAUUAUGUAAAUCCAGUUGGUUAUAUUGUAAUAGAAUUCCAAUGGUUGGAAAAAAAAUAUGAAAGCAGCUAUUUUUGCAAUAUUGCAAUAUAUAUGUUGCACAUGAGGCAUCUAUUUCAUAUAUGUGAAAUCCAAAUAUGAACUUGUAUGUCAUAUAUGUAAUUUGCAAAUAUUGCCUGAUUUCUAUGAGGUACAACAUUUACUCAGUGGUUUUAUAGUGCAGUCACAUAUCAUUUUGGUUUGAUUAUAUACGAUUUGUAAUGUUGAGAAUCAUCUUGAAGCUGGUUGAUUUGGUGCCUUUUGAAAUUCCCAAAGAGCAAAUGAAUGGGAAAACUACUGCCAGGACCAAGACAAUUGCUGUUGUGCUCUGUUGUGUAUUUCUUCCAACUACUGAUUUGAUUUAUUUAUUAAAAAAUGCUGAUAACUCUAAUUCAAGAAUAACAAGGGGAAACAAAAUGUGUGAAUCUGGGUUGAUUGCAUCUUUGUUAAUGAAUGCUGAAUUUAUUCAGAAAAUAUACACCGAGCUUUGUAUCAUCUGAAAGAAUAGCUUUUUUUUAGUUUACACAAUGCAAUAUUUUCUUCUUUGAGAAAUUUCAUGUACGCUGCUAGUCUGGAAUAAUCACUUUUGCUGUAUAAUUAAGAAACUACUGACCACAAGCUUUUUGUAACUGGUUUAGUGAUGAAUCCAGACGUAGACUUUACACUGAAAAUAUUGGUAAGAGAGUUUAUUUUGUGAAAGAAUAUUUUUAUAUGAAUGUUUUAUUUAUACUUUGUCAUUUCUGAAAACCCAAUGCAUUCCAGUUGCAUUAUGAAAUCAUUGUAAUUUGACAAAGUUGGAGUGUGGAUGUUAAUUAUUAAAAUCAAGCUUGGAUCCAAUGAUGCAGAUGUGGUUGAAUUAAUGUGAACAAUUCCAUAACGCAUGACAAGAUUCCAGUUAUAAGCGAUUUGUUUGUCUGCACCAAACACCAAACACCAACGACAAAACAUUUA
Messenger RNA from Danio aesculapii, 6161 nucleotides. It is a transcript of the gene wnt7ab, whose product is annotated as protein Wnt-7a. The record is from RefSeq and is a predicted model, not a curated record. The transcript has 4 exons. NCBI's taxonomy places the organism in Eukaryota, Metazoa, Chordata, Actinopteri, Cypriniformes, Danionidae. Gene Ontology annotation, biological process: neuron differentiation; canonical Wnt signaling pathway; cell fate commitment. Gene Ontology annotation, cellular component: extracellular region. Gene Ontology annotation, molecular function: cytokine activity; frizzled binding. Bases 160 to 1212 code for a protein of 350 amino acids.